GCUACGCUCUCUAAUUCCAAAUUUCUAGAUGAUGCUUUUCCUUGGAACUUUUUUUAUGCUUCUUUUCGCUUGAUCUUUGGUUUAUAAUCCCUGAUCCUUGUUUGCAUGUGGUAUAUACUAUAGUGAUGCGAUAUGUUGUGAAAGUUACAUUUUCCGUAAUUAAAUUUCGCUCCAUCACCUGUUAGAAGCCGAGAAGUGAGAAGGAUUGGAUGCAUGCAUCAUCUGUGAUAAUUUUGGCAGGUGGUUGUUAUUUUUUGCACCUGCUAAAUGCCCUGCUUCUUUAGUAAGAGAAGUUUUGGUGAAGGCAGGGCAAAAUAAUUAGGCAUCUGCACUAAGAUUAUCCAGUGUGUGUGUGUGUGCGUUUUUUUUUUUUUUUUUUUUUUUUUCCAAAACUUUUUAAAAUUUUAUUUUUAAUUGGAUUCCCUAAACAUUGAUAAAUUGGCAGUUUUACUUGAGAAAGGGAGGUUUACUACUAUUUGAUUUAUUGAGUGGACCCAUAAGAAUGUUGCAUGUCGUUCUGAGGCGAUUUUAAGAGAUUUCUGAAGGUAGGGCAGGAUGCAUAUGCCUAGGAUUUACAAGAGUUAUAGCUAGCUCACAAUUCAACUUUUUAUGUCUUAAUAGAUCAAAAUACUUUGGGGGGUUGCCUUAAAAUCCAAACAUUUUCCCAGUUGUUUAUUGUUGUUUGUGCAAGAGUGUUUAAAUCCUCAGGGACACAAAAUGAUGCACACACAUAUAUGUGCAGUGGGUUGCUCUUUGUAUUUCUGUUGACCUGCAUUAAAAGGGUGUAGAAGCAUACAAAGAUUGCUAAUUAUCAAAAUGUAUUUCGAAGAGCUUGGAAUUCUUGACUUGGGCAUAUAUUCAAACAUGACCAUAGAUCCUUCCACCAAAGAUAUUGAUGACAUUGACUGGAAUUCUGAAGAUGAUCAAGAAAUUGAGGAUACAACUGGUGGAAGGACUGCAACUAGCAACGAGGAGGCAAGCUCAUCAUCUACUCCCUGCUCCAAGUUGAUUCAGAAUUUUGUUGGGAUGGGAUUUCCAAGAGAACUAGUUGCAAAAGCAAUAGAACAAAAUGGAGAAGACUCAGAAUUGAUACUGGAAACUCUUUUGACAUAUUCAGUUCUUGAGAAUUCUUUAAGUGAAAAUCCUUGUGCUAUCUCUCCCCAACACAAGCCAUGUCUCAACAGUGAUGAGAGCUCUUCAGGAUAUAAUGAGAACUUUCUGGAUGACUUGUCUGACACCUACAGUUGGUCGGAGGAUGAUGAGGAAAAUGCCGAUACCUUAUCUGACAAGGAGAGAAGACUAUUGGACCUCACAAAUAUGGGUUACCCAAUGGAGGAGGCUUCACUAGCUAUGGACAGAUGUGGUCCAGAAGCCACUGUGGCUGAAUUGAUAGAUUUUAUCUCUGCUGCUCAAGUGGCAAAGUCAGAUUCUCUCUAUUGGCAAGAAGAUGAUAUCAAGCCAAAGUUGAAGAAUCCAUCUAAUGCAAAUGAUAGACAUAAAAGGAGGAAGCUAUAUAACUACGAGUUGCAAAGAAAGAAAAGGCAGACGGGUGUCUUUGAUGAAGAUAAUCAGCCACUUCGCCUGCCAAAACCAAUGGUUGGGUUUGGUGUACCGACUGAGACAAGUCCUACAUUUCAGGGAAGGACUAUUUCCAGUGAAGCAACUGGUCCUCCCUAUUUUUAUUAUGAGAAUGUUGCUCUAGCACCAAAAGGUGUCUGGGAAACUAUAACCAGACACCUGUUUGAUGUUGAACCAGAGUUUGUUGACUCCUUGUAUUUUAGUGCUUCUGCAAGGAAGAGGGGGUAUAUACAUAAUUUGCCUAUUGAGAAUCGAUUCCCCCUACUUCCACUUCCCCCACGCACCAUACAUGAAGCAUUGCCUUUAACAAGGAGAUGGUGGCCUGCAUGGGAUUAUCGCACCAAGCUUAACUGCAUACAAAGUGCAGUUGGAAGUGCAAAACUAACAGAAAGGAUCCGCAAUGCCUUGGAAGUCUCUGUUGGUGAGCCACCUUUGGCAGUGCAGAACUAUGUUCUUGAAGAAUGCCGAAGAUGGAAUCUGGUUUGGGUGGGACUGAACAAAGUAGCCCCUCUAGAGCCUGAUGAAGUUGAAAUGCUAUUAGGGUUCCCAAAGAGCCACACAAGAGGGAUAAGUAGGACAGAUAGAUACAAGGCACUUGGCAACUCAUUCCAGGUUGACACAGUGGCAUAUCAUCUCUCAGUAUUGAAGGAAUUAUAUCCUAGAGGUAUCAAUGUACUGUCACUCUUCUCCGGGAUUGGGGGUGCUGAAGUGGCUCUCCACAGACUUGGAAUCCAUUUGAAGAAUGUAGUUUCUGUUGAAAAAUCAGAAGUUAGUAGGACUGUGAUGAGAAGCUGGUGGGAGCAAAGUAAUCAAACCGGUAAUCUUGUCGAGUAUGGUGACAUAGAAGGGUUGGAAAGGGAUGAGAUAAAGCGAGUAAUGGCUUCAGUUGGGGGAUUUGAUCUAGUGAUUGGGGGAAGUCCAUGCAAUAACCUUUCAGGGAGCAACAGGGUGAGCAGAGAUGGAUUAGAAGGUAAAGAAAGUUCUCUUUUCUUUGAAUAUGUUCGUGUUUUGAACGUAGUUAAGGGUAUACUCUAGUCUAAUUUUGUUGGAGUAAUACUGAAUUCUCGAGUCUUAAGUAGGCCAGCUAGACCGCUAGGUUGUUUUCAUAUGUAUAUACUCUACAUACAGACAUGGUUUUAUCUCAUUUUCACCGGAAAUUAAUGCCAUCGUGCUUGCUUUA
Ipomoea nil (Japanese morning glory) is the source of this 2758-nucleotide messenger RNA. RefSeq names its product DNA (cytosine-5)-methyltransferase DRM2-like. Gene Ontology annotation, cellular component: nucleus. The transcript is spliced from 10 exons. NCBI's taxonomy places the organism in Eukaryota, Viridiplantae, Streptophyta, Magnoliopsida, Solanales, Convolvulaceae. Gene Ontology annotation, molecular function: protein binding; DNA (cytosine-5-)-methyltransferase activity. The record is from RefSeq and is a predicted model, not a curated record. The coding region runs from base 817 to 2613 and encodes 598 amino acids.